Paramormyrops kingsleyae is the source of this 4614-nucleotide messenger RNA. The record is from RefSeq and is a predicted model, not a curated record. NCBI's taxonomy places the organism in Eukaryota, Metazoa, Chordata, Actinopteri, Osteoglossiformes, Mormyridae.
GGAAACACUCCGGCGAGCAGGAAGUAAAUAGCAGAGUCCUUGGCUAGUGAGUCUAGCUCACUGGUUACUUUAAAGCGUGAUGUUUUCGGACAUUGUAUUGAAUCUCCGAUAAUUCGUAGCGAUUUUUACAGACGUAUGUCAAACCAUAUCAGACACUGAGUGGAAAGCGUAUGAUACAGGUGACGCCGUGGGCGUCCUCAUUUCCGCCAUCUGACGCCGGUUCUGCCUUCUGCUCGCAGUCCUGAGCCGCGCAUCGUGUCUGGCGCCUCCAUGAGCCGCAGUCGGAACCCCCCCGUUCGGGGCCAGGGUGCAGCCCGAGCCAAGCAGAUGGGCCUGCUGCUGGACCUGAACCCCGACGGGGGUAUGGAUGCAGAGGGAAAUGAUGCGGAACUGGAGGCGGAGCUUCUCUCGCUGAUGGGCGGGUCCCGGUCAGCUGGCACAAAAGGGGGUGGGAGAGCCCCGGUGCCCAUGGUGGACAUCGAGCACAUGGCGGCCCUUUGCAUGAAGGACCUGGAUGAAGAGGACGGGGAUGAGGACGGAGACUUGGAGAGCGACGCUGACCUUCUGGCGGAGCUCAACGAGGUCCUGGAGGGGGACGAGGAGAAGGCCGCCCCACUUCCCCAGCAGAAGGCAGCCCCUCACCACACCCCUGUGGCCUCGCCUGGGCCCCAGAGCUCGGAGGCCCUCCUCGUGGAGCGCAUUGGCAUGUACCAGUCGGCAAUCAGCAAUGCCAAGGAUGCAGGAGAAGGCAGCAAAGUGCGCCGCUACGAUCGGGGCCUCAAGACCCUGCAGUCUAUGCUGGCUUCAGUCAAGAAGGGCAAACCCAUAGAUGAAGCCGAAAUACCCCCCGCUGUGGCCACCGGCAGCAAGCCUGCCCCAGCCCCCCUGAGCAAGCCAAAUGCAGAGCAGCAGCCACGGGUUCCAGAGCCCACCCCUGCACCGCCCACCAAUCAAAAGCCUGUACAAGAAACCCCGCCCAAACCCCCACCUAAGCCCCAGCUCCUCCCACCCCCAGCGAAGACGUUGGCCGUGACCCCAGAUACCCCACUCAUCUCUCCUCUCACCCCAAGCCAGCCAGACUCGCACGUCUCAGAGGUAAAGGGCUUGGUGUCCAGUAGGCAGAGAGAGUACAAGCUGGCCGCUAUCCAGGCCAAGCAGAGCGGGGACACUGAGCUGGCCAAGCGGCACUACCUGGCAGCAAAGAAAUUAGACCCACUGAUUGAGGCACUGGACAGAGGAGAGACAGUGGACGUGGCCUCUCUUCCACCCCCUCCUGGAAAUGCCCCCUCCCCUGCCCAGCCUUCCUCCCAGCCAACCACUGCGUCUCCAGUGGCACCCCCCGUUUCUGAUACUGCUCUCCCAGCCCCCCGCACCGUGGCAGAGGCACUGCAGCAGCGCAUGGAGCGCUACAAGGCAGCAGCAGAGGGCGCAAAGACCAAAGGCGACGACCGGAAAGCCAGGAUGCACCAGCGAAUCGUUAAGCAAUACCAGGACGCCAUCAGGGCCAACAAAGCAGGGCGGCCCGUCAAUCUGUCCGAGCUGCCCAUCCCUCCCGGGUGCCCCCAGCUUCAGGGGUCAGAAGGCAGUGAGCAAAACCUCGUGGGGGUGCUUGAGACAGCCCUGAAGCUGGCCAAUCAGGAUGCGGAUGCCGAGGAUGACGACGAGAGCGGUACCGGGGAGCCGACUGCUAAGCCGACCCAGAAAGCGGCGGUCCAGCGAGCCAAAGCGCCUGUGCCGCCCACUCCAGGCUCCGCCUCCCCAGGCUCCGCCUCCACGCCGGGUCAGGCUCCCAAGCUGGGCGCCAAAGCCCAGCAGCAGCUGGACUUCCUGCUGAUGCGACGCCAGCAGUUUGUUCGUGCCGCCGUGCGCUCCAAGCAGAUGAAGGACCUGCAGGGGGCAGCAUUGCACCUGCGUAACGCCAAGGGCCUGGAUCACAUGAUCACUGCCGCCAAGGGCGGGCUGCCCGUCGACAUCACCAAGGUGCCAAGUGUCCCUGUCAGUGAGGAGGACUACUGCCUGGGUCCGACGCGCUCCCAGCUGUCACCUCGCUCCUCGGAGAAGUACGGCCAGCUCAUGGAGCUCCUGCGGCAGCAGCACGAGAAAUGCAUGGGAUACUCCCAGCAGUUCACAAACAUGGGCAACAUUGCUGAGACAACCAGGUUUGAGAAGCUUGCUGAGGAGUGCAUGAAGAACAUUGAGGUGCUGAAAAAAGCCCAUGAGAAGAGCUGCCCUGUGCCCAAGUUCCACACGGAGGAGCGAACGUUCAACAUUGUCAAGAUCUUUCCGGAUCUCACCAGCAAUGACUUGGUGUUAACCAUAGUGAGAGGCACCAAUCUGCCCGCGCCGUCGGGAGGGUCUGCCAAUGACCUGGAUGCCAGUGUGCGUUUUGAGUUUCCCUUCCCCAGUUCGGAAGAACCCCAGCAUGACAAGACCAGCACUGUGAAGAACAGCAACUGCCCAGAGUUCAAGGAGCAGUUCAAGCUGAACAUCAGCAGGGGCCACAGGAGCUUCAAGAGGGUGGUGCAGACCAAGGGCAUCAAGUUCGAGAUCAUUCACAAGGGGGGGCUGUUCAAGGCGGACAGGGUCGUGGGCAAUGCACAGCUGAAGCUGGAUUCCCUGGAGACGCAGUGUGAGAUCAGACAGCUGCUGGAGGUGCUGGACGGCAGGAAGGCCACAGGUGGUCGGCUGGAGGUGCGUGUGAAGAUCCGAGAGCCACUGGGUGGACCGCAGCUCCAGACUGUCACUGAGAAGUGGCUGGUCCUGGAUCCCAUCGCCACACCGCCGGCAGCAGCACCGGCACCUAAAUCCAAACCCAGACCUCAGAACGACCAUGAUAAAAAUGCCAGCCGCUCGCCCCCCCAGUACAAAUUUCACAGCUUCAGUCUGCUGCAGUACGAUAAGGACAGAGUCGAGCACAAGAUCAUGGAGUGCAAAAAGAACAGGAUGGAACUGCCAGCUGAGCUCCUGCAGCAGCACCGGGACAUCAGCCAGAGGCUGCAGUUGCAGAAAGCACAUUUGGAGAGGGCGCCCCCUGCUGUCUUUGCGGAAUAUGACGCCGCCCUGUGUCGACUUGCCCAAGGCCUGAGUGAGGGGGUAAAGAAGUUCUCCAGUCAGGGAAAAAGGGACGCUGCUAAGGAUGCACUUGGCCGCCUGAAGAUGGUGGAGGCCGAGAUAGAGGCCCUGAGAAAGAGAUGUGCCACCUGACCUGACCCGACCUGAGGGGUCCGGAGUUCCUGAGGGGGAGGGUGUUUAGGCGGGACCUGGGAGCCCCAAAUAGACACUACGCUGGAGACACUGACACAUGGAUCAUCGGGGAAUCCACCUUCACACACGUCCUGUCCUACACACACACACGGAGAAACACUGAACAGACACUUCCACAUACUGACAGAGGCAGCAGCCAUCGAUAUGCACUACACUGACUGGGAUGUCAUAAAUCUGCAGUUACUGCUUUGGAUGUUACAUCCAUACAUUGUAGAUCCUCUGCUCUAGACCGAGCUGAGAUCGUUACUCACUGAUAACCGCCCAGCACUGGUGGGGGUGACAGGGAACAGGGACUCACACAGUGUAUUUUGCUUUAUGGUUCUUAAAGGACUGGUAAUAUGAAGGCUUUGCACAGCAAAACGUAAUGGUGAAGUUAGAAAAGAGGAUGCCAGUGAAAAUUUCUUCUUUGCAAUUUGUACAAUCAUUGAUUUUUCUUUAAAAUGCUUCCUUUAAAAACUAGAGUGAUGAAAGUAGAAGGAGGUGGUAGGGUUUUAUCUUUAACGCACCUGGAGAGUGCCCCUGUCCUCGUGGGCCAUGUCCGUGCAGCACCACGGGGCCGCAGCACCACGGGGCCGCAGCACCACGGGGCCGCAGCACCACGGGGCCGCAGCACCACGGGGCCGCAGCACCAGCACCUCUGGCUGUCUGCUUAAAGAAGGCGUGUGCCUCGCCCUGUUCCCCAAUUUUUGUGUGGAUAUUAUGUUUUUUUUUUUCUUGUUUCUGCUGUGGUUGUUCCAGUGCUGAGGGGGUAACGCAGAGGAAUACUGUUGCUGACCCCCGGCUGUGGCUGCCUGGACUGAGAUGGGGGGGGGCUUCCUUUGUGGGGCUCUCUAGGGGCUAGCAGCGGGGGGCAGGUGGAUUUUUCUAACGGGCAGAAGGUAACCCCUGGAAACGCUAAUCCACGCUCUGAGGUCCUCAUUCAUCCUCUGCGGUCUUCGCUGCCAAGGACUUGCCACAUUCUUGACCCAGUCCCCAUUUUUUCGAGCAGUACUGCAUGAUUACCCCCGCCCACCCACACACCCCCUAAAGCUUUGCCAUGGCAACUGACUGAUCACCAUGUUGUGAUCCGUUUGGGGGGUGUGCAGUGUAUAAUUCUAGGAAACCAUGAUGAAAUAUGCAGCAGGAAUGCUAAAUGAAAUUAUACCUUUUAUGCACAUUAAGUGGCAUCAAUCCACAUGCUGAUGACAGUCAAACAGAAAAACAGAAACACUAAUAUAUACUGCUUUGUCUAUGAUUGUAUCUUUAAAAUGAAUUUAUUUCAUGGCCCGGGGUGAAAGGGAAACAACUGAUUUACUGAAAAUCUGUAUUCUAAAUAUGGAAGAUGAAUAUAUUAAAAAUCUAACAUCUGAA